ACAUUGGCUUUGCUGGUCUCGAGCAUGGCCGUAUAUAAGCACAACAAGUAACAUUAGAUUCUCUGUCUGGUCACGAGAGCAGUUCCCCAGCAUCAAUUGCUUUCCCGGUACUAUUCUUAUCAAAUCACAAAAUCUCGAAGCCAUGGCCUCCAACGCGAACUCAACCACAGACGCCCCGGCCGCCGUCCCGGAGCACCUCAAGGACCGCGUCAAGGCAUCCUACGACGCCAUCGCGACCGAGUACAACGACUGGACAAAGGAUCACUGGCACAUCAAGACCCAGUACCUAGACAAGCUGCUGGGCCACCUCGAGAGCGCUCCUCCCGCCAAGGGCGACAGCACCCCGGCCCAGCCCCGGCGCUACCUCGAGCUCGGCUGCGGCGCCGGCGUGCCCAUCCUCGACACCCUGCUCGCCCGCGACCCGGCCACCACCGUCGUCGCCAACGAUCUGUCCACCGCGCAGAUCGACCUCGCGCGCAGCCACCUCGCCAAGCACGGCGCCGGCCGCGUCGAGUACGCGCCGGGGGACAUGCUGGCCCUCGACUUCCCCGCUAACUCGUUCGACGCCGUCAUCGCGCUCUACAGCAUCUGCCACCUCCCGCCCGCCGAGCAGGUCGACAUGUUCCGCAAGCUGGGCGGCUGGGUCAAGCCCGGCGGCGGGGUCCUCGUCAACGUCACCAACGAGGUGAACAAGGGCCUGACGCUGGACACGUGGCUCGCCGACGACAAAGGCUGGAUGUACUGGAGCGGCCUGGGGCCCGAGGAGACGCUGAAAGUGGUCCGGGAGCAGGCCGGGCUGGACGUGGUCGAGACGGCGGUCGACGGCGGCGUGGACGAUACCUUCUUCUGGAUUAUCGCGAGGAAGGGCGGGGGCGUGUCUACUUGAGCGCGAGGGGUUGGUUCUCUGUUGAAGAGGUGGUGGUUGGUCAAAAAUGGUGAACUUGGCAGACUGGGACCGCAUUUUCUUUUUGCUUUUUUUCUUCUUCUUCCUCUUUUUGGUUGGAAUGUCGAAGGUUUAUUGCCAACACGAACUCGCAUGCAUAAUCUUUUGCUGGGAUUUUCUCCAAACAGGACAACAGACGUACAAACUAGAGAUGCAGGAAGGUUGCGACUGAAAAAUAGGAACCAGGUUGGACGUCAAAGG
Messenger RNA from Microdochium trichocladiopsis, 1144 nucleotides. RefSeq names its product methyltransferase. The record is from RefSeq and is a predicted model, not a curated record. Lineage: Eukaryota; Fungi; Ascomycota; Sordariomycetes; Xylariales; Microdochiaceae. The coding region runs from base 143 to 886 and encodes 247 amino acids. The transcript has a single exon.